Molecule: messenger RNA, 2381 nt
Organism: Populus trichocarpa (black cottonwood)
Lineage: Eukaryota; Viridiplantae; Streptophyta; Magnoliopsida; Malpighiales; Salicaceae
Exons: 12
Coding region: 94-2274 (726 amino acids)
Biological process (GO): protein K48-linked deubiquitination
Cellular component (GO): cell periphery; cytosol
Molecular function (GO): K48-linked deubiquitinase activity; cysteine-type deubiquitinase activity; cysteine-type carboxypeptidase activity
Source: RefSeq, a predicted model, not a curated record
UUAAAAACGAGUCGUCGUUUACACCUCUCUUUCUCGUGAUCAAAGUUAAAAUUUCACAAUCCUCCAGCCUCUUCUUGAAUACCAAAAAAAGAAAUGGCUUCUUCUCCUCCAAGCGAAGAAUCACAAAACCAGAAUCAAGAUCGACAACAAGUAGCAGCAGUGAAAGAGCAAGAGAAGGAGUGCCUUCACAAAACCAAAACGAUAGAGUUCUUAGGCCGUACCACUCCUAUCGUUCUCCAAAAUGACAAUGGACCUUGUCCUCUGCUAGCCAUCUGUAAUGUUCUUCUGCUAAAGAACAAUCUAAAUUUGAGCCCAGAUAGCGCUGAAGUUUCACAGGAGAAAUUGCUAUCCCUUGUUGCAGAACGAUUGAUUGAUUCCAACAGUAAUAUUGUUUUUCUCAUCAUGCAGAACAAAGAUGCAGGAUAUGUCGAAAAUCAACAGCAGAAUAUUGCAGAUGCUAUUGAUUUGCUUCCACGACUUGCAACUGGAAUUGAUGUAAAUCUAAAGUUUAGGAGGAUAGAUGAUUUUGAGUUUACCCGAGAAUGUGCCAUAUUUGAUUUGCUUGACAUUCCUUUAUACCAUGGUUGGAUAGUUGAUCCCCUGGACUAUGAUACUGCUAAUGCCAUCGGGUCAAAGUCCUAUAAUACUCUUAUGGGGGAGCUUGUUGCUCUGGAAACAAGAAACAUGGAAGAUGAAAGUAAAAAUGUUACCAGGGAAGAUUUUAAAAGUAAGACCGAGGAAGACUGCGUUGACUUUGUUGCUGCUACAACUGCUACUUUGGGCGUUCCUUCUCCCUGUCUUUCAAAAGCUAGGUCUUUUGAUGAUUCUCCACGUUCAGCCUCUGAUCAUCAAAAUGUAAGAAAAGGGGAUUUAGAAGAAGCAGCAGCACUAUUGAGGGUCUUAAAAUUUUCGGAGGCUGAGUUGCCAUGUUCAGCAGGCGAUUCUCUUGUAUCUGAUGUUAAUGGAAGGGUUUUGUUUGUUAGUUCAGAUGAAAGUACAUCUAUGAAGGGGGCUGUGACUGUGACUUCUUUGGAUACAUCAGAGGGACCUGUUGGUAUUGAUGGCAGUUUUAAUGCAUUGAGCAAUGAUGAUAAUAAUAAUCUGACAUCCUUGGAAACUACUCUUCCAGGGGAAGUGACGUGCUCUUCCUUAAAGACUGAUCUGAAUGUUCAUUUUGAUCAUUCAACUUGUACAGAAUCUGGAGAACAUAUCUCUUGUGAUGAUACCAUUAAGAAUCGUAGUGUUGACACAGGUGUUGAGAUUCAAGACGCAGUGUCCCUUUCUUGUGCAAAGAGUACUGCAUCUUUGAAUGGAGACCGUGUGGAUAUUUUACAUUACAGUCAGAAGGUUGAGAAUCAGUGCACUUCUAUUACCGAGGUUCAUGAACCAGCAGAUAUUUCAAAUGGGCGUGACAAGGAGGAUGUACCAGGGUCAGCUUCACCAGUUCUAGAGUCAAAUUCAUCUAUUGGCAGAAUGCAGAACGUAGACGCACCUGAUACCUUUACUUCAAGUGUUGAUGGCAGUGAGCCAAUAUACGAGGGAGAAGAAUGCAUUUUGGAUACAGGAACUUCAAAUUAUGAAGAGCGAGAGCCUAUGUAUGAAGGUGAAGUGGUUCUUGCAGAACAAGCUGAUAGAACUGUGAGGUCUAAGGAUGAAAUCACUCCACAGCAAGGGGAGCUGAUAGGGAACUUUUUGAAGAACAAUGCUAGUCAGUUGACCUUUUAUGGUCUCUUUUGCUUACAGGAUGGGCUUAAAGAGCGAGAGUUGUGUGUUUUUUUCCGCAACAAUCACUUUAGCACCAUGUUUAAGUAUGAUGGUGAGCUGUAUCUUUUAGCUACAGACCAAGGUUACAUUAAUCAGCCUGAUUUGGUGUGGGAGAAACUAAAUGAGGUAAAUGGAGAUACAUUGUUUAUGACAGGCAACUUCAAGGAAUUCAGGGUGGAAAGUCAUUCAAAUGACCCAUGGGAUGAGCACAAUGCCGUGACCAGUACUGCUGAUUAUCUUGCCAGCAUCGAUAGUGCUGCACAAGCGGGUUUGGAUAUAAACUCUGAUCUGCAACUGGCAAUAGCUCUGCAGCAACAGGAGUUUGAGCAGCAGCAGCAGCAGCCGCCGCCGCCGCCGCCACCGCAACGCCAUAACAUGCUGCAAGCAUCCAGUACUGGUGGUUCGAGGCUAAUCACAGGCCCCCAGGUGCCAAGGAGCAGUGGGAAAACCACAUCUUCUUCAUCUUCCAGGUUUGAUGCAAAGUCAAAAGACAAGUGUAGUCUGAUGUGAAUUUUGCUGGAGGUGUUGUGGAAGUUUGUUCAUUAAAUGGCUUGUAUUUCGACCCCAUGGUAUCCUUCAUAACAAUAAACUGCAUUAGUAUAAGGUAAUGUUUGGAA